Molecule: messenger RNA, 1081 nt
Organism: Corythoichthys intestinalis (scribbled pipefish)
Lineage: Eukaryota; Metazoa; Chordata; Actinopteri; Syngnathiformes; Syngnathidae
Gene: trh
Product: thyrotropin-releasing hormone
Exons: 3
Coding region: 84-770 (228 amino acids)
Biological process (GO): positive regulation of gamma-aminobutyric acid secretion; eating behavior; hormone-mediated signaling pathway
Cellular component (GO): extracellular region; secretory granule
Molecular function (GO): thyrotropin-releasing hormone activity
Source: RefSeq, a predicted model, not a curated record
CUUGCAGGUCAAUGAGCGGCACUGCUGCAGGCUGUCAGCAGCAAACUUCAUCACCUUCAAGACGAAUCAGCAAGUGACACACCAUGAAGUCGACUUGCCUGCUCUUCCUGGCUUGUGUCCUGCUUUGCAACUUGAUGAUGGCGUGCAGGGCGCAAAGCAUCUCAGCUGAGGAAGAACUGGAACCGAACACCGUGGACGACCUCCUUCUGCAAAGAGCCCAGAACCUCCUGCUGCUGCGCUCCAUCCUGACAAACAUGCCGGACCAAGACGGGCGACCCCCCUCUACAGGCGCAUGGAUGAUCAAGCGCCAGCAUCCGGGCAAGAGGUCCAGCGAGGAUGUGGAUGAUGACGGUGACGAAGACUACUUGGAAGUUGAGAGGAGGCAGCACCCGGGAAAGCGCUCGACGGCAGAGCACGUUUGGGAGCCACCAGUCGCGCGGCUGGCCGAAGCUUCCAAGCGGCAGCACCCCGGCAAGCGCUACUCUGAGGUGCCACGUAGCCGGCGGCAGCACCCCGGCAAGCGGCGGCUGGACGACGACGAUAUGGAUGAGGACGACGAGGACCUCCCGCUCCUGGACAAGCGCCAGCACCCCGGGAAACGCUUUUGGGGCGCUUCACAAUUAGCCGCCACAGGUCCAUGUGAAGACGUCUCGGACCCCGUAAUGUGUGCCAAGACCAAUCUGCUGGUCGACUUUUUCGACGCGAAGCAUGGCGACAAGAAGAGACAACACCCGGGCAGGCGGUUUGCGUCUGACCUGCGCGGAGAAUAGAUUUACUCGAUCCCUAUUGUAAACGAAUCCAUGUGUACGUCGUGAUUACUAAUGAUUAAAAUGAACUAACGAAUGUCCACCAAAUGAGCAUUUGUUGUGCCAAAUUUGUGUUGGACGGACACUUUUAAGUUGUUUUUUCAUUGGAGCGUAAAUGGAGCUGGACUGUAAAAUUGACUGUGUGAAGGUGCAUGAUAAUCUUCGGAUUUCGCCGUCAUCUUUACAUCAAGAUGAUAAUUGAGCCACUCACUAUAUUAAAGCAUCAAUUCAAGUCUGACCAUGGGAAUGUCUUCUUAUUAUUAUUUUUCAUUUAU